CGCCAUGAGAGCCACCCGUCCAUCCCCCCCGCCACUGCUAGAGCCAAGGGGAACUCGGCGCGGGUAGAUAGACCCUUCUGUCGCCCCAAUGAACAACGCCACCUUCAACGCCACCGCCCAGCCGGGCGCGUUGCCCCCGUUGCCCGGCGCCAAGCUAGGGCUGACCGUGCUCUCCUUGGCCUUCAUCCUGGGCUUCCCGGGCAACGUCUUCGUGGUGUGGAGCGCUCUCUGUCGUGUCCAGAAGAGGACGAUCACCUGCCUCCUCAUCCUCCACCUGGCCGUGGCCGACUGUGCCGUGCUGCUCACUUCCCCUUUCUUCCUUCGGCUCCUGAGCGCCGGGAAGUGGGAGUUCGGCCCCGUGGUCUGCCAGCUGUGCCACUAUGUCUGCGGUGUCAGCAUGUACGCCAGCAUCUCGCUCAUCACCCUUAUGAGCCUGGACCGCUGCUUAGCUGUCACUAUGCCCUUCAUCUCCCAGAAGAUCCGGACGGCCAUGGUGGUCAGGUCCUUGGUCUUGGCCAUCUGGAUGGUCUCUUUCCUCCUUGCCGUGCCGAUCAUUUUCUACCGCAAGCUGGUGCUUAGGGGCAGGCACCUUCUCUGUGACUUGUCCCAUCCCAGCAUUGGCCACCUUGUCUUCCACAACCUUUUUGAGACCCUGACCGGCUUUGUGCUGCCCUUUGCUGCCAUCAUUUGGAGCUACUGCGUCAUCGGGCGCAGGCUGCAGGACACCCGCUUCCGGAGGAAGCGCCGCACCAACCGGCUCAUUGUGCUGAUUGUGGCCGCCUUCGCCCUUUUCUGGCUGCCCUUCCACGUGGUGAACAUCCUAGAUGUGGCUGGGGCGCUGACCCACUCCAAGGGACUCAUCAUGGCCGGGAAGAUGGCCCGGCCCACCCUGACGGCCCUGGCUUUCUUCAGCAGCAGCGUCAACCCCAUCCUCUAUGCCUUCACCGGUGGUGCCUUGAUCAAGUCAGCCGGCAUAGGCUUCAUGGCCAAGCUCUUUGAGGGGACAGCCUCAGAGAUGUCCAGCACGCGGCAGGGGACGGGGCGGACCAUCCAGCGACGUGAGGAGGCCAAGUUGGAGAUGGUGCAGGAUGGGAAGCCAGAGAGCAUCACCCUUUCCACCAACCCGCUGGAAUAGCCCUCGGCCAUGUGGGACAGGCACUCCGACAAUCCCACUGCAUCCACCAACACCCUGGACUAGCACUAAGGCACGUGGGACAGGAGCUGCAACAAUCCCACCUCAUCCACCAACACCCUGGACUAGCCCUGGGACCAUGUGGGAUGGGAACUCCCCAAAAUCCCACCACAUCCAUCAACACCCUGGGUUUGCCCUGUGUCCGCGUGGAACAAGAAUAGGAAAAAUCUUCCUGGGAGGCCCAGAAGAUGGUGCAAGGCCCCAGCUGACUCCUUCAUGGAGUGAUGGUGAAACUAUCAAGAAUUUGCUGGGACACUGCUCACUUGCUUCGUAUUUGGGGGUUGUCCUGGUCUGAACAACCUGCCCGCAACACCCAUUUUUCCCUUCCUCACUGGCUGCGACUUUGUGGGAAAAAACCCAGGCUCCAAUAUCUCCACCUUGACAUCACCAGGAACUGGCCCAGCUACACAAGGAGAAUAAUUAGACUUUGUGUAAAUAUGGAAAAGAGACUCGAGCCUGAAUGGGAGUGAAGGUGCUGCCAUUGUUCUGUGGAGAUGAAGUGGCCUGUCUGCUCAGGUGAUGGGGAAGUGAAAGUUGGAGGGGUAGAGAAUGGUUGAGGAACAGAGGCAGGUGGUGGGGGAAGAGACGGAGAGAAACAGGGUGAGGGCAAGAGGGAUGGAGGGAACAUUGAGAGGCUGAGGCUGGGCGAGUCCAUGUCUUCAGGAAGUUACAAGAGGUGCUUGAGGCUGCACUGACUCCCACCCGAGAGCAGGGCCCCCAUUGUGCCAGGCACUGCACAAACCCACAGUGAGACAGCCCCUGCUUCUAGGAACUAGCAGUGUAAAUGGGCAAAGACAGGAUUAUUAUCCCUAUUUUGCAAAUGGGGAAACUGAGGCAUGUGGGAGGUGCAGCGACUUGUCCAAGGUGAUAUAGGGAGUCUAGGGCAGAGCAAGGAACAGCAUGCGGGUGUCUAGGGACCCAGUCCAGGGGCCUGAACCACAAGAACAUCCUUCCCCAAAUCUAUUUUCACAGCCAGAUACAAAGGGAAUCUGGGAGUUCACCAGGGAGCUUUCCUAGCUCCCAUCUGAGGUGUGGGGUUGGCUGCUCCCAGUGGCCAGCUAGGGUACGACAAGCCAUCGUUCCACAGUGACGCCACUAGGAGCAGCUAUUUUAAGCUUGGGCACCUGCUCUGAGCCAGCGUAGUAAGUAUGCGAGUCAACCCCGCUAGGGGGCGCCAGGCCAGCUCAGAGCCAGCCCCGACUGGGCGGGGGGACGACCAGCUGGCGUAGUGGGUGGGGAAUGGGACACACGGCCCGUCCCCGCUAGGGGGCACCAGGCCAGCUCAGAGCCAGCCCCGACUGGGCGGGGGGACGACCGGCUGGCGUAGCGGGUGGGGAAUGGGACACACGGCCCGUCCCCGCUAGGGGGCGCCAGGCCAGCUCAGAGCCAGCCCCGACUGGGCGGGGGGACGACCGGCUGGCGUAGCGGGUGGGGAAUGGGACACACGGCCCGUCCCCGCUAGGGGGCGCCAGGCCAGCUGAGAGCCAGCCCCGACUGGGCGGGGGGACGACCGGCUGGUGUAGUGGGUGGGGAAUGGGACACACGGCCCGUCCCCGCUAGGGGGCGCUGGCUCCAACCCAACCCCUCAGCAGGCGAAUUCACCUCUGUGUUAUUUUGCUUGAUUAAAGGAGUUUCUGUGUAGCCUGUUACCGGGGCUGGCCCAGGGAAGCUGUGAAUCCUUCACACCUGCCGUAGCGUUCUCGUUGGUUCUGGUGGCCUGAGCCAUUAGCCCCACUUGCCCCUGCUGCUGCCCCCUGCUGGAGGAAUUGAGCCCUGCUGUGUGAUGUGUGUGGGUUUGUCCUGCUGCAGGGGAUCAGACCUGCAGAGAGAGAGAGAGAGAGAAAGAGAGUGAGUGUGUGUGUGUGUGUGUCUGUGUCCCUGCCACCCCUUGCUUGCGGGGGGGCGGGGGAGAGGGACCUGCUCAGUGUGUGUGCGGCGAGUAACAAAAAGCCACAGAGACACUGUUUACAAAUCAGUAAUGCUGCAUAUUCCUACGUGACCUUAAAUAGAAUAAUUACAGCCACAAACAACUCCGUGAAAAGACCAUUACCAAAGUCAGUUUUGCACAGGCCCCUGAAUUUGGGCAUUUCCUCCCUUGGGCGUGCUCAGCUUUGUAACCUUAAUAAUAUUCUUUUAAUGUAGCUUGUGUGGGUGAUUUCCUGGGUUUUUACAAAAGCGAACUGGAAAAAUAAAAACCCACAGAGAAAUCCUCUCAUGUGCUGGUAUACUGACACCCACAUGGCUUCUCAGCAGGGCUGAAAUCACUGGAUCCACCACACAGAGUGGCAGAAUAACUGGUAGCAGUAGUAGGUUGUCAUCCUCUAUGUGGUCCUGCACUCGAGGGGAACGAGCGUGGGUUGCACAGCUGUUUGUUCCUGUGCCAGUGCCUCGUCUGCACUC
Messenger RNA from Gopherus evgoodei (Goodes thornscrub tortoise), 3592 nucleotides. It is a transcript of the gene LTB4R, whose product is annotated as leukotriene B4 receptor. The record is from RefSeq and is a predicted model, not a curated record. Bases 89 to 1135 code for a protein of 348 amino acids. Gene Ontology annotation, cellular component: plasma membrane. The transcript is spliced from 2 exons. NCBI's taxonomy places the organism in Eukaryota, Metazoa, Chordata, Testudines, Testudinidae. Gene Ontology annotation, molecular function: complement receptor activity; leukotriene receptor activity. Gene Ontology annotation, biological process: phospholipase C-activating G protein-coupled receptor signaling pathway; positive regulation of cytosolic calcium ion concentration; inflammatory response.